UUGAGUUUAUUCGCAAAAAUUUCGCUGUCAGAAGUCACUUCAAAUUUUGUCAUAGUCUUAGGCAAACUUGACAGUACAGCCUCGUUUUUUAACUGUGCUUAAUAAUUCGUCAUUGCAAUGGGGUUUACAGAGUUUCGAAUAAUUUUAGACAGCCCGAUUUAUUACGCCGGGCAAACUAUCACCGGAAAGUUAAUAGUCAAGUUGAAAAAACCGAAAAAAUUAAAAGGACUCUAUUUAAAAUAUUUUGGAAAAGGAACAGUUCAGUGGACCGAAGGUUGGGGUACUUCAAUGGUCACAUUCUCAAACGAGGAAAUUUAUCUCAUGGAAAAUCAGCUGAUUUUCGGAAACGAAACCGGGGAAUCGGAACUUUCGGAGGGCAGACACGUGUUUAAUUUCAAUUGCCAACUCCCCAAUGACCUACCGUGCAGUUUUGAAGAAGUUUUUGGAAAAAUUCGAUACUCGGUUAGGGCUACGAUCGAUCGACCUUGGAAAAGUGAAUACGUCGUCAAAGAGCGUUUGACAGUGAUGUCAAUUUUUGACUUGAACACUUGCGCUCUGGCUGGAAAUCCAUUUACGAGCGAAAACAGCAAGACCUUCUGGGGACAUCCGAACUCGCUCUCAAUGACAGCGAAAAUUCCUGUCCGUGGAUUCGUACCCGGUCAAACGAUCCGCAUUAAAGUGACCUUGAGAAAUAGGACGGACGUUCAAGUGAAGUCUUUAUCUACAAGUUUGAAACAGAAUCUGGUUUUUCACUCACCUAGGAAAUCUAAUCCUUCUAAACUCUCGCUUUUUAAAACCGACCAUCCUAUCGACAAUGGUUACGGAGAUAGGGAGUUUGUCGUCAACGUCCGUAUUCCAGCGUUACCACCUUCGUAUUUACAAUUUUGCAAUAUAAUUGACCUGAGAUACCAACUGAAUGUGUACGCUAACGUCAGCGGGGUUCAUAGAAAUUUAAAAGUUCCGAUGGAAAUCAUCAUCGGUAACGUACCACUCAUGACGUACGAAACCCCAUGUUCUGGGGGUAGAAUUAUUCAAGCGCUCAUCAAUCCUGGCGACUCGUCCUGCAGCGGUAUUUCAUAUUCAACGGAACCACCUCCUUAUUCCGUCGUCUUUCCCGGUGCCGUCGACUACCCGGAUUUCGAGCCACCAAGCUACGAGCAAAGCGUCAGUAGACUCGCAUUACUUGAAAACGAAGAUCAGCCCGAAAAUUCUGAAGCGGAUGGCAGGGGAAGCAAUUUUUCACCUUUGUAUCCCGUAUACGAAUUCGGAACCGCCAAAUGAAUAUGACAAACAUAGAUGCUCCAAAAGUCCAAAAUAUUUUUGCUGCAGUCAUUCGAUUUUUGUUUAGCGGUAGUAUCUCAUUUUUCUCUUCACCUAGUUUAUUCGAAAAAUCUUUUAACUCGAAAAAAAAGGUUUUUCCAUAGAAAUCGGUUACGAACAAUUGAAAUCUCGAUCAUUUUCUAUCAUCGAUCAAGAGAGCAGAGUAUGAGCAAGUCAUCUUCUUCCGUCACCUGCAACCUUGUUAAAAUCCAUACGGAGUUACUUUUACCUAUAAAACAAAUACUCUUGAUAAUCGACGAAUGUUUAAAAAUUAGUUUUCAAUAAAGCCAAACAGUCUUUUCAUACGCAGAUGAAACGGAAGUGGCUAUUUGUAUAUUUCCCGGUAUAUUUACUACGCAUGUAGCUGCGUAGGUAGAAAGCAAAAGUAUUCGAGAACCAAACUAUGUGUACAUAAAGCGUAAAAAUGUGAAAGUAAUACUGGCGGCGGAGGCGAGGAAAAACGUGUUCACCCUGCGGUAGAAUAAAUUGGACCUCGUGUGUUUACGCGAUGGUGAAAUUAAAAUUCCUCAAGUGUAGCAAAGCAGUCCAGGCGGGAACGGAAAGAGGGGCGGGGGAAAAAGUGGUAACGGGAACGGAAACUGGAAUGGCAAGCCGAAGGAGAGUUGUGCUUAAUUAAUGACCGGACUAAUUAAAAGCACGAAGAAAAAUAUUCCGAAGUACUCCGACGCCGCUCUCCACACGCCUGCCGCACUGCAACCCUCCACAAGGGUAUUUUAAAAGUGCUGCGUAUAGAGUAAAUUAAUAAAUGCACGAAUCGA
Molecule: messenger RNA, 2099 nt
Organism: Athalia rosae (coleseed sawfly)
Lineage: Eukaryota; Metazoa; Arthropoda; Insecta; Hymenoptera; Athaliidae
Product: arrestin domain-containing protein 17-like
Exons: 6
Coding region: 118-1281 (387 amino acids)
Biological process (GO): protein transport
Cellular component (GO): cytoplasm
Source: RefSeq, a predicted model, not a curated record